Molecule: messenger RNA, 4940 nt
Organism: Nasonia vitripennis (jewel wasp)
Lineage: Eukaryota; Metazoa; Arthropoda; Insecta; Hymenoptera; Pteromalidae
Product: myb-like protein A
Exons: 6
Coding region: 444-3260 (938 amino acids)
Molecular function (GO): protein binding
Source: RefSeq, a predicted model, not a curated record
GCAGCCGGGCAGCAGUCUGCGCACGACCAUCGAUCGAGCCGGACGUAUAGUCAUGUCUCUCUAGCUCUCGCACUCUGCCCGCACACACUACUCCUCUGCUACGCCCGGUAUCAGUGACUUCCGGUACAGGAGCGCUGCUUUGUUUUUUCUCUCCCCGGAACGCUUCGCGCACCGAGUUUACUUGUACCUAUACUGAUUAGAGCUCGCGCACGCGGUGUCUUCUCCUCGGCGGUAAUUCGGUGGUGCGUAGGAACGCGCAGAGGCGCAUCAGUGCAUUGUUAUUUUCCUCGCUGUACACUGCUGACACAGGCUGCUGCUGCUGCUGCUGGUUUUUGUGUGAACGAGGUGACCUGCGGAAGGAGCUUUUCUCGCUGCGCGCACACCCAAUGGCCAUGUCAUCGAGGACCUUUGAUCAUUAGGGCGCUGCUGCCGGCGCAGUCAGGAUGUUCAAGCGACUGACGAAGGCCAGGCGCCACAGCGCCGACGAGAUCGGCGGCGUGCUGCAGCCGAAGCCUCUGACACUGGAGGAACCACCGCCGCCGCAGCAUCAGCCAGGCCGCAAGAAUUCCGAGGGUCAAAUUCAAUCGGCGGCUUACGCUUUCGCAUCGAGGGCCAAGUUUUCGCGGAAGAGCUGCGGCGACGCGUACUCGCUGCUCGCUUCGGAGGAGGACGGACCGACGCCCGCGAUGCGACAGCAGGAGAGCGGGGAUUACCGCGUGGUCACUGCCGUGCCCGCCUUCAUCGUCGAACACGAACCUGAGAAACAGAAAGGCUUAGGAGUCUGGGGACUGCGAAGGAUGAGCAAAAAGAUCGACUCGUUUCGGCGCUCCAGCUCGCGGGAGACGAUCUGCACGAUUCCCGAGCGCCCCGACAGCAACCACAACCUCAACAACAAAAACAACAACAACAACAACAACAACAACGUGGACAGCGCGAACCACAACGUCCGCGACCUGAAGCUGUCCGAGAAGAAGCCGGCGACGGAGCGGAGGUUCUUCCAGAACUCGACCAGGUCGCCCUCGCCCUUCAAGUCCUUCUUCAUCCGCAUGGGCUCGACGGGUAUGCUCAACUCGUCCUCCAAGAGCGGCCGGCGCUCGUCCCAGAACCUCGAGGACAAGCUCAAUCGCACGCCCGAAAAGGAGAACCUGUUCAGGAGCUGCAGCACCAGCCAGCUCAACACCAGUCCGACCUACGUCAGGGGGGACGACCCGUCGGAGGGCAUCGACCUGCGGAUAACCGCGAAGAAAGAGCACGGCAAGACCGUCUCCUGCGACAACCUCAGCGGCCGUCCCUGCACCGAGGACGACGUCUUCGAGGAGAGCACCAGGUCGUCCACUGUCGGCACCGCUACCUCCUCGUCGUCGUUCAUCCCCUGCGACUUCGCCGAGCCCGGCAGGGCCGAGUUCAUGAAGAAGUCCAGUAGCUGCGACUUUAAAGAAGCCAAGAAGACCAACUUCCCCUACGCCUUCCUCAGGUCCAGGCUGUCUGUCCUGCCAGAGGAGAAGAACUACGUAAACGGCGUGCCGACGACGAACGGCAAGGAGGACCGGCUGCUCUUCAAGACCACCUCGGAGGAGCACUUCCCGGCGAUGAAGAUCGAGGAGUCGUUCGAGGGCACGACGACGCUCGGCAGGAGGCGGACCUCCAAGAACGGCUACCCCGGCAGGGAAUCGCUGCGCUACAGGAUGCAGGACCCGAGCAACAGGUACGCCCGGAACUCCUACUCCGAGUUCAAGGAGGAGCAGCUGCAGGACCACAGCAGGUACUUCGGCCCUGUAAACCUCGCGAUGAUGCACAACAGCGGCCUCGAGGAGAACCACCGGAACUCGAUAUCGCUGCCGUACCAGGGCAGCGGCUGCCAGGACAUGACGGACAUCGCCUCCUCCCUCAACCUCGAUCUCAGCUACGAGUCCAGCUCCACGACGACCACGACGACGACGACGUCCAACAACGCGGCACUGCUCAGGAAUCACCGAAGGAACUCGGCGCCCAGCGGCGAGCAGAGGCUGUCCUCGCACUACGUCAGCUCGAACGAGUCGGGCUACGACAGCGACGGUCCCCGGGGAGAGUCCGCGGCCUCGGAGGCCGAGGCUCUGAGCCUCAAGUGCACCGACAGCUCGGACACGAGCAGCGUCGUCGACUCGGAGCUGGAGAAGCCCAUGCGCAGCUCGACGCCUAGCGAGUGCCAGGAGCAGCAGCAGCAGCAGGACAUCGUCAAGUACCUGGACGAGCGGAUCGAGACGUCGGACCUGAGGUGGCACCAGCAGAGCGCUUCCGGUAGGCUGCUGCCCAGCAUCCACCAGACAAACUCGUCGCCCUCGAGUUCGCCCUCCUCCUCUUCCUCCUCGUCCUCCAACUCGAUGUGCAAUAACGCCGUGGAGGCGCUUGGAAUCCAAGCCUCGGCUCACCGCGUCAGGUUACAGCAGGACAAGACGAGGUUUCUCAGCGACAUCAUCCAGCCGCCCAAGAGAAUACGGAGGUGUCGGCUGGUUCAACUGAGUAAGGCAGAUCCGAAGGAGAGCUUGGGCAUUCGACUGGCCCAGCAGCGAGUCGGCGAGAUCCGAUACGUCAUCGUUCAGCUGGAAACCGACGGCAUCGCGCACAGGGACGGCCGACUGAGGCUGGGCGACGAGAUAGUCGAAGUGGAGGGCAAGGAUCUCCGUAGCCUCGACAGCCUCGAGGAGGUCCAGGACUUCCUUCGCUCGUGCGAGGGUACCAAGGUCCGUCUGAAGACCGCCUACGAGGAGACCAUGCCACAGAUCUUCCUCGGCUCCAACGAGACCGACUACCUCGAGAACGCGCGCAACCUCUCGAGCCUGAGUCUCGUGGAGAAGUCGCUCCAGGAGGUCGGCGUCGGCAAGAAGCGACCGGACUACCUCGCUCUGGAGCCGAACACCCCGACGACGACGACGACGACGACGAGCCACCACCACCACCAGUACACGACCAGGCACGUGGCGAGGUUCGAGAAGGGCCUGGGAAAGCCGAGCCUGGGCUUCAGCGUCGUCGGCGGUAAGGACAGUCCGCGCGGCGACAUGGGCAUCUUCGUGAGAAGGGUCUUCCCUGGCGGUCAGGCCGACGUCUCCAAGGCUCUCUUUCAAGGUGACGAGAUACUGACUCUCAAUGGGAAAGUUCUCAAAGGAUGCACGCAUCAGGAGGUCAUCGAAUUGUUUAAAGCCGUGAGGGAGGGUCCUGUUGAGCUAGAACUCGUGAGAAGACACAGGUAUCAAAAAGUCCCUCUGCAGACGGCGCCGUACUAGAGACCGCAAACUCAUGGAGAAGACAAAGAAUAUACUGCCACCCGUGCCUGCUUUACAGUUUUUAGAAAUUAUACUAUUACGAGGACUCUAUCGACGAUUCGAGAAGCAUCAAACGAAUUCUUAGAUUCUAGUCUCUGUUUCUCAUUGUUCUACGAAUUAUUAUUUUUCCCUCGUUGUUUUAUUACGUACUUUAUUAUUAUGCGUUUUAUAUAAUUUAUUGAUUGUUCGGCGCUGCUACCAGCGCAACAAGCUACCUAUUAAUUGUACCAUAAGAAAUCUAGAAAUGAUCGAAUAAUCGAUUUUUAUGAAUUGUACAUCGAUAGAAUUUUAUAUGUGUAUAUGCUGACGUAUCGCCUUGUUAUUGUACAUUCACAACGCGACUAAGAUUUUUUUUAAAUUACUUUUAAGUGUCUCUUUGAUAGCUCAGCGAUCUUUGAAGAUUUGUAUGAACAUAAAGAGUUUAAUUGACUACGUUUUUCGAUUGCAAGAGAAAGAGAUUUAACUGUAAGACUUUUUUUAUUGAAACAAGUAAUCGUCUGCGUAGUUCGAAGAUACAAGAAGAACCUAGUUCUUACAUUGUAACAUUAAGUUAUUGUAAUAUAAAUCUUUUUUUAUAUAGUUACAUAGAUUUUUCAAUUAAAUAAUAUAUUUAUUCUUCAACAAUUUUACAAUUUACAAUAUUUACAUUAAAGUAAUAUCUGAUAUCUAUAGCAAUGUACAGAUUCCAUUCGUCACGUGUCGGCCAUCAGCAGAUCGGCGCAAGAUUUGGCUUUUAACGCUCUGAAACAGACGAUAAACAUAUUAGUGUUUGUGCAUUAGAGAGAAAAGCGAUCAUUCCAAAAUUUCGUUAACGCUUGUAAUUUAUACUCACUGCGUAUCUCGAUUUCGAACUCGCCUACAGAGAUGCAAUGCGAUGGGCCCGUUUUUGAUGUUUCUGAACAGCUGGACGGCUUCGCGGUGCGUCAGAUCGUGACAUAUCUGCCCGUUGAGCGCCAGAAUUUCGUCUCCCGCGCGCAAUCGGCCAUCUUCGGCGGCUUGGCCGGUAGGCAGUACCGAUUUCACGAAGAUGCCUGUGAACAGUCAAGCGAAAUUCUGGUCAAGCCAAGCACACAAACACACACACAAACACACAAACACACACACACACACACACAGAGGAUCUCGAACGAAACUUUGUAAAUAUGUUGACUAUAUAUUGAACGUUGAUUAAAAUGAGCAUUUAUUUAAAACGGCGGAAAAGUGCGGUCUAUUUAUUGAAAUUAUGCCAAAAUAGAGUAUAUUGUAUAUUAUAUAGAGAGAAAGAGAGACGUACUAUCAUAUGGUUAGCGCGACAGAAAUUUUAUGUACAUAAUUUACUGCCAAUUUUAUAGGAGCAUAUCCGUACGUUAUCUUCCGAAAAUUUGUUGACGCCACGAUUGUAAUACGUUAUAUUGUGUGGACACGAUAAACCGUUGCUUGAAGCAAUUCAUUAUCACGAAAGAUGAAAACUAAAAAAAAAACUAUCGAUCGAUUAUAUACCGUUCGCCACGAUGUAGAGCAUUCGAAACUAAAGAUCUAUUUUUCCAACAAGCAGAGAUUUAAUAUUUUGUUCUCCCAUGUAUAUCAGUUUAUGAAACUAUGUUACUGAGAAGCGAAAAGUAUACCAGCAAUAAUAAAUCUAUACCGAUAAUAAGCUAAAAA